AUGUGGAUGAGGGAGGAGGGCGGAAGAAGGGACACCUGGAGCAGGAGAAACGCAGAGGAAGUGGUGAUGGUGAUCAACCCGGACAGUGCGGCUUCGACGUACUACCAGUUCGAGUGUGAUCCGGUCAUCAACAAGGAAGGCGCGGUGUUCCGCGAUGUGUUGGACGGGGAUGUGUUUCAGACCUUCAAGGUGCAGAUCCGCGACAAUAGGUGCUUACUGACACCAGAGAAGUACACGGACGGGAAGAUCGAGCCUUACACAACACGUAUCCUCAUUAACGAGGACAAGUUGGUUAAGAAGGACGGUGGCGUACAUUACCAUCCUGAUUGCGACGGUAUGGCGUUAUGCAGCGCGAACUUCGACGAAUCAAUGUGUGCACCACCUGAAGCAAAUUUACAAGCAAGAGCUGCGACAGCUUGA
Prorocentrum cordatum is the source of this 420-nucleotide messenger RNA. The record is from the annotation of a GenBank genome assembly. NCBI's taxonomy places the organism in Eukaryota, Dinophyceae, Prorocentrales, Prorocentraceae.